Sphaerodactylus townsendi is the source of this 1894-nucleotide messenger RNA. RefSeq names its product armadillo repeat containing 10 (gene ARMC10). Bases 204 to 1298 code for a protein of 364 amino acids. Gene Ontology annotation, cellular component: mitochondrion. The record is from RefSeq and is a predicted model, not a curated record. Lineage: Eukaryota; Metazoa; Chordata; Lepidosauria; Squamata; Sphaerodactylidae. The transcript is spliced from 6 exons.
UUCAACUGUCCCGUGUGGCUUUAGCCCCGCCUCUUCAGGAGCUGGCAUUGCUUCGGGAUUCCGUGUGAUUUUUUUUCCUUUUUUUUUUACCUUCCUGUAAAUUUAAUUUCCCCAAAUCUCCGGGAACUCCAAGCAGAGAGCUGUCAGCGCACGUCCGGGUGGUGUUACAUGCCCGGCUUCAAAAGCUGGCUUCAGCUUUAGCAAUGGACCUGAGGGAUUCCAGAGGAUCCCUGGUGAGAGCCGGGCUGGUGGGGCUGGUAGUUGGGGCUGGGGUCUGUUACUGUGUUUACCGAGCAACCUCCAGGAAGAGAACAAAUGAAAUGGGAGGAGAAGCAAUCCUGGAGGGAGAAAGCAUCCAGAAGGAACAUAAGGAGCGAGUGGGGUCCACCUCCUGGGGGAAAGCCCAGCUGACGACCCCACAACAGGCCCCAAUCGUGGACGUUAAUAUUUGCUCCCGCACAGGGCAGAGACAUUCUAACCAUCUCCAGCAAGCAGGCAUGAAUUUUCCAGUAUCUGCUGAUGGUCUAACAACAAACCACAUACAGAAUCUUAUUUAUUUACUGGAAUCUGUGGAAGAUCCCUUAAUUCAGGAACAAGUCCUGAUUACACUGAGCAACAGUGCGGCCUUCUCUGUCAAUCAGGAUAUAAUUCGAAAUUUAGGGGGCCUUUCUGUUGUUGGAAGCAUGCUUUCAGUUCCAGCUGCUAAUGUUAAAGAAAAAGCACUGAAUGCUCUUAAUAACUUGAGUAUGAAUAUUCAAAAUCAAGCAGAACUAAAAAGAUACAUUAAUGAAAUCUGUGAAGAGACCAACUCCUCACCCUUGAACUCUGAACUGCAGCUGAGUGGUCUUCGCUUUUUAACCAAUAUGUCCAUUACCAACGACUAUCAGUACAUGAUGACUAGCUCCAUUCCGUGCUUCCUCCGUUUGCUUUCAGAUGGAGAUGAACGAACACAGACUCAGGUUCUAAAAGUGCUUGUGAAUUUAUCAGCAAACCCAGCUAUGACAGAACAUCUUCUCAAUGCUCAGGCACCUUUCCUGUUAUCCCUGUUUGACAGCUGCAUCAACAAAGAGGUCCUACUCAGAGUCCUGAUGUUUGCCACAAACUUGACACAGCAUAUGAAAAAAGAAGAGAGUGCUGUUGUCUCAUGUCACAGUGAAGAUUCAAUUUUUUCCAUGCUUUGGGGGAAUUCAACUAAGUGUUCUCAAAAACUGGCAUCUCUAGUCCUUCACCAUGACACAGAAGUCAAGGAACAAGCUGCCAAAUUAAUAACACAAGGAACAAGCUGCCAAAUUAAGUAAUUUAUCAGAUUGAAAUGUCCUGAAUUUAAUAUCCUGAAUUGUAUAUGAAAAAGUAUAAAUUUCAGUAGUCUGACACAACUCCUUGUGAGUGUGGGAGCUCUGGUGUACAUAUGUGCAAAGACUACAUUCACUGGCCUUGUGAUACAGCUCCAGGGGUGUGGAGUCAGGUCAGCAGAAAUUCUAGGUGGGGGCACAGCAGUCCGGAGAAAAGGGUAUGGAAGACAGUGUCUGCCCCUCAGAACUGCGGAAUAGCAGCCUUUCAGCCUUUUACACUGGGACAUCUACUACAACCUUGAAAGAAGUUUAUUCAACUGCUACCAGAAUGUAAUGGAUUAUUGUAAUUAUUUACUAUGCACACUCAAGCAUUUAUUUAUUGUUGCAGCUAAAUUUAGGAUUACGCUAGGAGGGAUCAGAAUACAUAAUUAUUUGCACUUUGUUUUGAACAAUUGAACCUGCAAAGUUUUUAACUAGUAGGGUUUUUUAUAUUAUGCUAUUAAAUGGAGCUGCAUAAGCCAUAUAGUUAAAACAAUUAUGUACAUGUAUGUGAUAUAAGUAUUGCAUACUUGAUUCUACUUGAAAAAGAUCUAUCUUUAUGC